Molecule: messenger RNA, 3565 nt
Organism: Phyllopteryx taeniolatus (common seadragon)
Lineage: Eukaryota; Metazoa; Chordata; Actinopteri; Syngnathiformes; Syngnathidae
Gene: sntg1
Product: syntrophin, gamma 1
Exons: 19
Coding region: 644-2242 (532 amino acids)
Cellular component (GO): intracellular anatomical structure; dystrophin-associated glycoprotein complex
Molecular function (GO): protein binding; structural molecule activity
Source: RefSeq, a predicted model, not a curated record
ACAAAAGUGGACCCACGCGUGUCACGCUUUCCCGAUUAAGCGUGGACCAGCGCGGGCCAAGCCAAGCGACUGGACGGAGGCUGAGGCGCCGAUCCCCGGCUUGAGUCGCCUGCUGGCGGCGCGAGCGACGCGAGGGAGGUGGCGAGCGGAGAUGUGGAUGGCCAGCGAGCCCUCGGAGAGCCUUUAAGCCGGCGGAGAUGCAGUAAAAUCGGAUCCGGUGCGCGGGUUCCUGGCCUCCUCUCUCCACCGCUCCCAUCUUCCAUCUCUCCCGUUGUGUUCGGAGGCUGAGGCGAGCGGAGCGGGAUGUGGGCGAUGCUGCCACAAGGGAUGCAUUGUGGCUUGGCUGAGAUGCUCCGGAACACCCGUUGCAUGCAUUGAUUUCAAGAGCAAAAGCAGCCUAAUAGGACGUCAGCACCUGCUCUAUCAGGUCCUCACCUGCAAGUGCCCCGGAAUGAAGCCCUGAGGUACGCCCACCCCCGCCAACCUCCAAGCCUGUGAACACCGCCUCCAUCAGGGAUGUGGACAGGCCCUCACGCAGCAACGCCACUCUGAUCUGGGAUCAGCUGGGUGUUCGAUGGCCUGAUCUCCACAUCAAAACAGUUGGGGGCCUUUCUAGUGAAAAUCCCUCACUGCGCGGUAGCACAUGGAUUUCAAGACCUCAAAUGAAGAGACAAAGACUGGGAUUUAUUUGAUGCAAGAAGGUAAUGAGGAGCCGUUUCAUAUCCGACUGCACUUGGCUAAAGAUAUUCUGACCAUUCAGGAGCAAGAUGUCAUCUGCGUGUCGGGAGAACCUUUUUAUUCGAGCGAGAGGACUGUAACAAUCCGGAGACAGACCAUCGGAGGGUUUGGCCUCAGCAUCAAGGGCGGUGCUGAGCAUCAAAUCCCUGUGGUGAUAUCCAAAAUAUCCAAAGAACAAAAAGUGUGUUUUUGUUUUCCAGCUGAACUUUCUGGGCUGCUUUUCAUUGGCGAUAGCAUCCUCCAGAUCAACGGAAUCAACGUGAGAAGCUAUCGCCACGAGGAAGUGGUUCAGGUGUUGAGGAAUGCCGGUGAAGAAGUCACCCUCACGGUCUCUUUCCUCAAGAAGACCCCAGCCUUCCUCAAACUGCCUCUGAGUGAGGACUGCAUGUGCAUCCCGAGUGACCAGAGCAGCGGGACCUCGUCUCCUUUGUGCGAUAGCGGCCUGCACUUGAACUACCAUCCAAAUAACACGGACACGCUGUCCUGCUCGUCGUGGCCCGCGUCCCCGGCCCUCCGCUGGGAGAAAAGAUGGGUGGACCUGCGCCUUCUGCCGUUGCUGCACUCUCGCCUCUCCCAGCACGUGCCGGGCUCCGACGUGUGCAGGAAAAAUGCUUUCCAGGUCGUCGCCGUGGACGGGGUGUGCAGCGGCGUGCUCCAGUUUCCCUCGGAUGAAGACCGCUUGGACUGGCUUCAGGCUGUCGGCGGCAACAUCUCGUCUCUCACUAAGCACAACGUGAAGAAGAUCAACCGGAAUUUUCCUGUCAACCAGCAGAUCAUUUACAUGGGCUGGGCCGACGAAAAGGAGCAAGACUCCGUCCAGGAACGAAUGUACUCCCCAAAGUUCCUUGCUUUGAGGGGUUCCUCUCUCUUCAAGUUCUCCGCUCCUCCGGUGACAACAUGGGACUGGACCAGAGCAGAGAAAAGCUUUACUGUAUAUGAAAUCAUGUGCAAGAUUUUAAAGGACAAUGAGCUGGUGGACAAGAGGAGGCACUGCUUCAGCGUGCAGACGGAGAGCGGCGAGGACAUGUUUUUCAGCGUUGAGCUGGAGUCUGAGCUGCUCGUUUGGGAAAAGGCCUUUCAGAUGGCCACUUACCUGGAAGUGGAGCGGAUACAGUGUAAAACGUACGCCUGCAUCAUGGAGAGCCACCUGAUGGGACUAACAGUGGACUUUAGCAUGGGAUUUGUGUGCUUUGACGCCGCUUCCAAGGCUGUCCUUUGGAGAUACAAGUUCUCUCAGCUCAAAGGCUCAUCAGAUGACGGCAAAAGCAAGAUCAAGUUUUUAUUCCAAAAUCUAGACUCCAAAUCUAUUGAAGCAAAGGAGCUGGAGUUCUCCAACCUGUUUGCGGUACUUCAUUGCAUUCACGCUUUCUUCGCCGCCAAGGUGGCUUGCCUGGACCCCAUGUUUGUGGAGAGCCAGGCCGCGGCGGCCAACGCCGGCAUUCCUUCGCUGGCGAGCAUCUCGUGCAAUUCGCACACUCCCAAGCUGAAAUGCAAGAACACUUGACGCAGCGUCUCCGCUUGAGUUGUGACCGUAGCCUCAGACGCUGAAUGCGAUGGGAUGAGAGAGUAAAAAAAAAAAACUGCAUAAGAAGACACUUUAGACAAGGAGUUCCUCAGGAAAACCCCUGAAAUCUCAUAUGAAGCCUUUCUGGUCUGAACAAGAAGCUCCUCACAAAAAGACUCCAUGGACACCAAGAGUGCAUUUGUUUCAACAUCUUUUUAAGUGGACUCACUCUAUUCUUGCUCCUGGAACAUUAAUAUUGAUGUUAUGAUUGACACAUGAUGCUACUUUUGUAUGAACCUUUAUUGAGGAUUUAAAACGCUUCCUGUAUUUGGGCGGGGACAUACACGAUAUGGACAAAAGUCUCGGGACAAAUCCUGGCGUUCAUCAAUUAGGGAUUGCAUACUUUGUUGUGACCACAUUUGUGAAACCCCUGAGAAAGAUUUGCGAUGAAUUACAAAAAAUGGAAAAGAUCAGCUCGCAUCGUUUCCAGCAAAAUAGUAAAAUAGUCAUGACAGUGUAUGCUGCUUGUCGCAGUCUUUUGCAAGGCAUCAGGAUCAUUUCUGGUGAGGAUUGUUUUCACAAUGGUGCAUGGUAUGCUGCUGGUUGGGAUAUUUUCUGUUGAGGGCCUUUUGUAGCAAAACAUAUGCUCGUCAUGACAGUGCAUGGUGUGCUGCUCAUUAUUUCAACAUUGCGAUAGUUUCUGUUGAGGCCCGUUAAGUCAAGAGAGUGCAUGGUAGGCAGCUAAUCACUCAUUUGUCUUCUAUUGAUCAUUUGUGGGUGUCGUUUGUCCCAAUACUUUUGUCCACAUCGUGUACAUCAAGAGUAGCAAAAUGUGAGAGAUUGAUUACAGAGGUUUGACUUUUGCCCCCUAAAAUUUGUAUGAUAAUGUAAAUAAACAUUGACCUUGAAAUGACCUUAAAGAACGAUGAGGAAGAUUUGGAGGGAUUCAUUUGAGAAGUACUGUAGGUAGUUAACUCAUCGUGUCCUACAUUUUUAAUUCCCUCUGUGGACCAAUUUAGAAAAAUAAAAUCAGCUAUGAUGAUUUUGUUUGCUUUGUGAGUUUGGAGUCCAGCUUGUAAAUAUGAAAAAUGACAUCAGUUGCAGUGAAUAAAACAAAAGUAGCGGGAUCCGAUGGGGGCUGAAUGAACGGUCAAUGGCAGCAAAAGGAAGUCGGUGUAAUGCGUCUUACGAAAUAAGUUGGUGGCAGCAAUACCCUUCAAACAAAAACAGGACUCAUGAGAGAGUUUAUUUUAUUUUUUUGCAAAUGUUUUAUUAACAAAUUACUGUGUCAUGAAUCAAUAAAGGAGAUCUUUUACAACACUG